Messenger RNA from Tachyglossus aculeatus (Australian echidna), 1062 nucleotides. RefSeq names its product cuticle collagen 39-like. The coding region runs from base 1 to 1062 and encodes 353 amino acids. The transcript has 6 exons. The record is from RefSeq and is a predicted model, not a curated record. Lineage: Eukaryota; Metazoa; Chordata; Mammalia; Monotremata; Tachyglossidae.
AUGCAAUCCUGCCACGGGCCGCCUCCGAUUCCCGAGUUUCCGAGACCUGGGUGGAGACAGAGGGGCGCGGACGGGAUCAGAGGGGCCGCGGGGGACCCUGGAGCCCGGCCCUCCCGCGGCGGGCUUCUCCCGGUCCAGGUGACCCGCACGCCCCCCAACCCGGCCGGCGCGCCCCCGCCCUCCGGGGCGCCCCGGUGGGUCCAUGUGCCCGCCGGGGGUGGCCGUGGCACCGGGCGCCCCGGAGGAGGCGAUGGGAGGGGACGGGUGGCCACCCCCCGGGGCCCGAACCGGCUCACCCCCACCUCUCGCAUUCCCGGCUGCCAACCAGCCGACCACACGCCCGCGCGUGCACACAUGCACACGCAGAGACACUCACACACACAUACAUGGCCAGGCGCGCUCCUGUUCUUAAAGGGCCAGGCCAUGGCAUCGCCCCCAUCCAACGCCGGUCCCGAAGUGGGGGUCCCCACUGGCGAUGCUGGAACCCGGGACCCCCCAACUACCACCAGGACCCCCCAAUUGCCGCCGGGACCCCCCAAUUACCACCAGGACCCCCCCCACCGGCCUUGGCUCUUGCCCCCUGCCACCCUCAUCCUCUCCACCUCCCCGUUGCCUGAACGGAGCCCGGAGCGGGGGCGGAAGGAAAGGAAGAUCCGGGACCGGGGGACCCAGGAGAUGGGACCCCGCAUCCCGAGGCUGACACACAAGCCCUCGUUCUCGCUCCCCAUCCUGGGGGAAUGCACCCAUUUUACAGGGGGAAACCGAGGCUCGGGGAGACUUCCGGACCCAGCGGUCAUCUCCAGGAAUGGGCUAGUCCUGGCAGCCCCCAUGGCGUUCAGUUGGUCACCCCGGUCGGCUCCCACAGGGCCGCAGUUGGGUGUCCCACAGCCGGCUGGCUUCCCCGUGGGCUCAGUUGGUGUCCCUUGGCCGGCCAUCUCCCACAAAGGCUGGGUGGCCCCCACAGGGGCUCGGGUGGUGUCCCAUGGCUGGCCGGAACCCAUGGGGCCCCAGUUGGUGUCCCCCGGCUGGCCCCCACAGGGCUUGCUGGGCGGCCCCGACUAG